Penicillium crustosum is the source of this 1311-nucleotide messenger RNA. Its product is annotated as MFS transporter. The record is from RefSeq and is a predicted model, not a curated record. Gene Ontology annotation, biological process: transmembrane transport. Bases 1 to 1311 code for a protein of 436 amino acids. Lineage: Eukaryota; Fungi; Ascomycota; Eurotiomycetes; Eurotiales; Aspergillaceae. Gene Ontology annotation, molecular function: transmembrane transporter activity. The transcript is spliced from 6 exons.
AUGAUACUUACCGACCUGAACUGCCUGAUCUAUGGGAACGGACUCCUUCAGCAUCGUGACCCCGAAAUUAUUGAUUUCCCGUACUCCGGCUCAGGAACAGAAGAGGAUCCUUACGCAGUGACAUGGAUUCCCAACGGUCCUCGCAAUCCUAUGCUUUUCAACCAGGUUAAAAAAUGGACAUUUACAAUGCUGGUCGCUAUUGCCACCUUGGUUGUGACACUCGUCUCAUCAGCCUACACCGGAGGCAUCGAAGAGAUCGAGGAGCAGUUCCACAUCGGAAGCGAACUGGCAACGCUUGGUGUGUCAUUUUUCGUCCUGGGCUUCGCGAUUGGUCCGUUGCUCUGGGCUCCCUUAAGUGAAUUGUUCGGGCGUCAGAUUUUUUUCUCCGUGACCUACUGCGCCCUCACGGUUUUCAAUGCUGGUGCUGCCGGUGCACAGAAUAGCGGGACCCUUAUCGCCCUUCGUUUCUUCGCCGGUGCCUUUGGGUCGUCGCCUCUUACUAACGCCGGCGGCCUUAUCGCAGAUAUAUUUCCCUCUAAGCAAAGAGGUAUUGCCGUGAGUAUUUUCGCUGCAGCUCCUUUCCUUAGACCGGUUCUGGGCCCUAUUAUCGGUGGAUUUUUGGAGACCUAUGCUCCGGUGCUUCUUCGCCGUCGUGCAGACAAGCUUACUAAGAUCACGGGCAAUGUCUACAGGAGUAAGAUUGAGAUUGAUCAAGAUCGAGGGUGGAAUCAGGGUAUUGGUGGCCUAGCAUUCCUAGGUAUUGCGGUUGGUAUGUUAGUUGCCACGGUCUACUUUGUGUUCGAUAACAAGCGAUAUAUCCAGGUCGAGGAAGCACAUGAUAGUUUUGCGCCUCCUGAGGCCCGGCUGAGGCCCUGCCUCAUUGCUAGCGUGGCAAUCCUAAUCGGCCUGUUCUGUCUUGCGGCUGGUGUGCCCUUUGGCUUCGGAAUGGUCCUGGUGUUUUUAAGCAUUAUAAACUACUUGAUCGAUACCUACACUAUUUUCGCUGCAUCUGUUCUAGCUGCCAACUCUGUCCUACGUUCUCUCUUCGGUGCCGCAUUUCCCCUGUUCACUACCUAUAUAUACAAUAAGCUGGGUAUCCACUGGGCCUCUUAUGUCCCCGCAUUCCUAGCUCUCGCCUACGUGCCAUUCCCGUUUUUACUGUUCAAGUAUAGCCCCACCAUUCGCAAAGGCUGCAGAUUCGCAGCCCAAUCUGAUGCUUUCAUACGCAAGAUUCAAGAGCAAACCAAGGCGUCUUCCAAAAUUGAGGAAGAGAAGGAGCAAGAGAGAAUUUCGGUUGGACCAAGGCCCUAG